AUGGGAUGUACACCUUCCCACAGUGAUCUUGUUAACAGUGUUGCCAAGAGUGGCAUCCAGUUUUUUAAAAACCCCAAAGCAAUUCUGCCAGGACAUCAGAGGGCCAGUGAAAGAGGCUCCCUCCCUUUGCUGGUUCAAAGUUCCACCUGCUAUGACCCAGGAGGGGGCUCGUCCCAGGCACAGCAGGCAGAAGAAGAACAGCCUAGUCCCAGGUGGACCCAGACUGUGGCUGACAGUCUCUGUCAGCUCACCAGGGAUCCCACUGCAGGCAAAGCAAAAGAUAUGGAGAGACUGAUCCCAAAAACCAAAACCUCCCCAUCCCAACUGAACAAAUCACAAAGCUGCAUGGCUACGGACAUUCCCUUCAAGAGACAGAGCUCCCGUGGGUCACAAGGGGCAGCCUUUUCCGAGGAAGAGAGUGAAGAAAGUAACACCCAGGAGACUUCCAAAUGGGCAAAGAGACCAAAAUGUCACAGGUCGAGCAAACAGGGCCAUUACCACCAAACCAUCCUUCCCGCCCACGAGUCUAAAGACAAGGUGGACUUCCCUGAGCCCCUGGUGAAGGCCCACCAGCGCACUUACACCUAUCUGCAUGCCUGCCUCUCUAAAUAUGAAGCAGUUCUGAGCAUCAUCCAUCGGGCCACCCAGACCCACGAGCUGCUGCAGCCCAUGGUCAGCUUCCUGAUGCUGUGUUUCGACGAGGUCAACCAGCUCUUGGGAGAGAUCUCCAAGGAUGGGGAAGAGCUCCUCCAGGAGGUUCGGGAGGAUCUGGCUUGGCCGUUGAAGAAAGGAGAGCCCCAGGAGCAGCCAGAUCUCCUGCAGCAGCUUCUGCAGUACACAGUCAGCAAGCUACAGGAGCUCAGCCGCACGGCGGCCUUGCUCACCAGCAGCCUCCUGGAGGGCUCUGGCAGCUACCUCCACGCCACUGCAGGCCACCUGGAGAACAAGCUGAGCACAAAGAGAGGCGCGGAUGAACGCCUCCUCAGGACUCUGGGGCACCUGGAGAGCUUGGCGAGCAGCCACAGCGACCCCGAAGCGUGGGGUCUACCCCUGUGCUCUGAGGACAGUGGCAUCGGUGCGGACAGUGAGUCCCUGCAGCUGGCAGACAAGCUGAGCAAGCAAGCCAGCUGUGACUUAGUGCCGGAGGCUGCAGAGUGGAGGCCGGUGACUUCACCCACAGUGGAGGCCAGGCUGUCAGGACACACCUGGCAGCGAAGUCCAUUCCGGAUGGGUUUAGACGGACCCCAGGACUACCCACUCUCAAGGCCUCUCACAGCUAAGGUUCAUCCAACAGUGCAGGGUGGAUCAGGGAGCCCCGGGCCCUCCAUUGCAGGCCCAGAAAAUACUGCCUCCAGGCCUUGGGGGCUGGGCCAAAGUACUCCAUGUGGUCCCCCUGGGAUGGGGACUUCCGGUGAAGCACACCUUUCUAAAGGCUCUAGGUGCAUGGGCACUCCAUCCCUCAGUGAAGGUGAGGACAGCAGCUCAGAGGAGGAGGAGGACAAAGGGAGCUGCACGAGUCCAUGUACCUGGCAGGAAAACGCUUCCCAUCCAAGGCCACGGUCUUCACCUGCCAGUGCCGAAAGCCCAUUUCAGCCACACCCCCGGAGGCUCAGGAGCCCCCAGGCCCGGGAAAUGGUUCUGAAGAUGAAGGAAGCGAUCAGUGAAAGGAUCAAGUUUGUUCCUGUGCCCUCUGAGCACCAGGACUGGAUGGAGGAAGAGGAUAGGACCACAGUGCCCCCGAGACCCAGCACAGCCAGCGGCAGCAGGAGGGCCCCCUUGAGGCAGAGGAGGUCCCAGUCCGAGGGGUGUCUAGAGAGCCACACGGAGGAUCACACCCUCCAGGAGCUACGGAGGGUCCAGAGGGACCUCAGCCAGAGGCUGGAGGCAUUUUACAUUGCCCGAUGGCAGGGGCAGAGCCAAGAGCCAGUCACGCAGCCCAGAGCUGCAAUGUUGAGACCCGACAACCGCUGCCGGGUGGUCCCAAGCAGCGCCAUCAGCAAGCUAAAGUCAUCCCUCACCAAGAACUUCAGCAUUUUGCCAAGUCAGGACAAGAGCAUCCUCCAGAAGUGCUGCUCCCGCCCUGAGGGAGAACAGCCUGAGCAGGGAAAAACUGAGGAGCUCCCAAACAUCAUCCCACCAGGAGAGAGGGCCGGUGAGGCUCCAGGGGUCAGGGACCAGACCAUCAAGAGCUGCCCCACCAGAACAUCAGUCAAGAAACUCAUUGAAACCUUCAGUCCCACAGAGAGUCUAAGGAUGCUGGGGGAUUCUCGGGACUCGGGGCCGAGCCCCUGCCCCAAGAAGUGGGGGGUCCCCACCAUGCCUCCCAGAUUCCCCAUUUACAGAGGGCUGGCCCCGUUGUACCCAAAGCCUCGGAUUUCUCCAGCAGCGGGUGGAGAAUCUCUCAGAAUGGGUCCAGGCUGGAGGCCCUUAGCUCCUACUUUUCCCCCUCUGCUCACAGCUGAAGCAGCCGAGAGUGAGGACCUCAACUGGGAAACAGAGGAGAACCCAGAGGAUCUCCCUCCACCACCUCUGGAAAUUCUGAUGGACCAAUCUUUCACUUCCCUGGGGCCCCCGGAGAGUGGCAAGCGGGCAGAGAGCCCCCUUGAACAGACCCACGUGCCAGGGCUGGGAGGGACUGGCUCUGCCCGGGGAACGUGGGCUUCCCCAAGGCUAAGAGCCUCCAUGAGCCCCACUGACUUGCUGCCCAGCAAGAGCACCACCACCCUCACCAGGGCCCGCAGCGGAGAGCCAGGGAACAGCAAGGGCAGCUGCAAUACCGGAAAGCUCGCCUUGGACUUCAACCACCCACCAGCAGCUAGCGGAAACGCAGAGGUGCAGGGCAGCAGGGCACAGAGUCAGGUACGGGCAGACAGGGCCUCAGGCUUCUCCAAGCCUCCCCGGAAGGUCAUCCACUGGCUGCAUUCCAGCCACACAUCCGGGCAGAGCAGGAUCUCAGAACCCAGCCUGAGCAGGCCAAUGCGGGGACCACAUUCUCCUGAGGCCCCAAGGCAGACCCAAGGCCGAAGCCCCGUGCUGGUCAGGAAGGCCUCUCCCACCAGGGCGCACUGGACGCCGAGAGUGGACAAGAGGCACUCGGGCCUGUCCUCCACUCACAGGUCUGCCCAGCCAAGUGCACCCUGUGUGCAUGGAUCCCCUAGCCCACCCCUCAGCCCUCCAGUGAGUCCCAGGGUGCUAAGCCCCCCAACAGUGAAGAAACGAGCUUCCCCUCCUCUCCAGCCCAAGCUGCCCAGCCCUCCCUCAGCAAGCCCACUCGCUCAGCACAAGAUCUCCAGUCCCCCUACCCAGUGCACAGAAGCCGGGUCCCUGGCCUCUGGCCCCUCCCCGUCUCCCCCAGCGUCUCCCAGUCAGGGGCCCAAGGAAACACGAGAUUCUGAAGACAGUCGGGCAGCCACAGCAUCUGGAAACACACGUUCCAUUUUCUGCCCAGCCACCUCCUCUCUGUUUGAAGCUAAACUACCACUCUCAACAGUACAUCCACUCACCCGACCAUCGUUGCCCGCUGAAGCUGGGGGUCCUCUUGAGACCCCCACAGAAGGCUGGAGGGGCAGCUCAGGGCCGCGAAUGAGGGCGAAUUCACAGCGAGGGACAACGCUGUGUGCCCUGAAUCCUCAACCUUUCAUCCGAAGGACAGCCUCUGACCCCCGGCCGGGCGUCCGCCUUCACCUGCCUGUCCCAGAUGCCACCAGCAGUGCUUGUGAAUCCCAGCAUGGCCAGAGCAGCGGCAGCGAGGAGAGCCCCGAGGACCCAGGGCCAUGGAACAGCCCCUGUGGCCUAGAACUGAAGGGCAGCGGCAGGGGUGCGCCAUGCCCAGAGCUCUGUGUGCUGGGCCACGGGCUGCAGCGAGAGACCAGCGCGGGCCAUGCCCAGGACAAGUCCCAGCAGAAGGAAGUCACCUGA
Messenger RNA from Odocoileus virginianus texanus, 3918 nucleotides. It is a transcript of the gene PCARE, whose product is annotated as photoreceptor cilium actin regulator. NCBI's taxonomy places the organism in Eukaryota, Metazoa, Chordata, Mammalia, Artiodactyla, Cervidae. The record is from RefSeq and is a predicted model, not a curated record. Gene Ontology annotation, cellular component: photoreceptor outer segment; photoreceptor inner segment. Gene Ontology annotation, biological process: photoreceptor cell outer segment organization; protein localization to photoreceptor outer segment.